Pungitius pungitius (ninespine stickleback) is the source of this 4075-nucleotide messenger RNA. Its product is annotated as dipeptidyl aminopeptidase-like protein 6. Gene Ontology annotation, molecular function: potassium channel regulator activity; serine-type peptidase activity. The transcript is spliced from 18 exons. Gene Ontology annotation, biological process: regulation of potassium ion transmembrane transport; proteolysis. Lineage: Eukaryota; Metazoa; Chordata; Actinopteri; Perciformes; Gasterosteidae. Bases 1112 to 2902 code for a protein of 596 amino acids. The record is from RefSeq and is a predicted model, not a curated record. Gene Ontology annotation, cellular component: plasma membrane; voltage-gated potassium channel complex.
GGGUGGGGGUUGUCGAACGACACUGCUUAUCAAGUCAUUCCGCCAGGCGCGCGCGCGGUUAAUGAAAAUGCUAAUUGGUAGUUGAAGUCUGUUUUAAUUCCCAGGAGCAAGCACCCAGUCCCACCGAUAAACAGCAAUAAUGCCGUUUUAAUUGCAAAGAGCCGCUCUGAAUGGAGCCGGUGGCGGCGCUGUGUCGGGAUGAUGAAGCAGGGCGGCCCAAAAAGUUCCCUCACCGAGCCUUCGUUUGCAUCGGUCUCUCAAUAACUCAUUGCGUGUUGACAGAGGAGUUUGUGUUUGUGCGAUGGAGGACUCCCCCCCCCCGUUAUUUCCUCUGUGUGAGAACAAGAUUGGAAAACAUUAUUUUAAACACACACACCUGCACACGGAGGCUCUCGAGGGGCUUCUGUUGGCCGCAGGUGUGAAAUGAGUCGACGCACACACACACACACACAAACACACACACACGAAGGCAGGGACAACAACCCCGCGACCAGAGUCACAUGGUGAGCUACACGCUGUCGUGGCACAUGGGGAGAAAUUGCUGUUUGGCUGGUUUUCUAUUUGGGUCGAUGGGCCGUGCUGAGAUUAAAUGGCGCCGUGAUUGAUGACCCGGGCGCGUGGCGCCGGGCGCGUGUGGUUCCGUGCGGGUCCGAGAGCUACUGAGUGAAUGCAAACGUAGCAAAGCGGUCGGGUGAUAUAGUGUCGCUUAUUUGCUGAUGGGGCACAUUUUCGGCCCCCUCCAGCCUGGUCUUGGAAGUGUUAUCGUCCUUUAAUGGGGGGGGGGGGGAUUUAUAUCCACAUGUAUUUGUAUGUGUUGUUUUGAUGAAGUGGCCUCAUAGACCACUGUAGGUUUUGUCAAUUUCAAACCGAUGUCUUUUUGCUAUCAGGAAAAAUUGCUCCACUUUACAUCCAUAAAUCAUGAACAACAUUCAUUCGAGACUAAUUUAAAGCGUCUCUGUGAGCAGAAAGCGGCGCAACACAAAGACGAAUCCUGAUGCUGCAGCAUGCUGUACGUCUCUUAAUAUCUAACCACCACAAUGAUUCUAUUGGCCUGCAGCAUUAUGAAUAAUGUGUGUUCCUGCUCUGCGAGUUUCUUCCAUUGCCUGCCCCCAUGAAGAUUGAUGCUGGUUUCGUUCUCUCUCUCUCUCUCUCUCUCUCUCCAGAGGAGAUCUUCCAGUCCCACAUCGCCCAUUGGUGGUCUCCGGACGGCGCCAGGCUCGCCUACGCCACCAUCAACGACAGCCUGGUGCCCAGGAUGGAGCUGCCCAUGUUCACGGGCACGCCGUACCCGGUGGGGAAAGAGUACCACUACCCUAAGGCCGGCGAGGAGAACCCAGUCAUCACUCUCUACGUGGUGAACCUUAACGGCCCCCUUCACACCAUCGAGAUGAGGAGGCCCGACGAUCCCCGGAUGAGUGAGUAUUACGUAACCAUGGUGAAAUGGGCCACCACCACCAAACUGGCCAUCAACUGGCUGAACAGAGCCCAGAACAUCUCCAUACUCACGCUGUGCGAGGCCACAACGGGGGUCUGCACAAAGAAACACGAGGAUGAGAGUGAAGGAUGGCUCCACAGACAGAACGAGAAGCCUCUGUUUUCCAAAGACGGGUUGAAGCUCUUCUUCACCCGCGCCAUUCCGCAAGGAGGCCGGGGCAAGUUCUUCCACAUCUCCAUGUCCGUCUCCCAGCCCAACACCAGCACGGACACCCUGCAGUCCAUCACAUCGGGGGACUGGGACGUCACCCAGGUCCUCGCCUACAACGAGGACAGCCAGUUGAUAUACUUCUUGAGCACAGAGGACGGUCCCAAGCGAAGGCACCUGUACAGCGCGGACACCUUCGGCUCCUUCAACCGCCGCUGUCUGUCCUGCGCCUUGUCCGACAGCUGCGACUACAUCAGCGGCUCCUUCAGCCACAACAUGAGCUUCUUCCUGCUCAGCUGCCAAGGGCGGGACGUCCCGUUCGCAGCCGUUUACAAAACGCAGAGAGACGGGGACAGUGAGACGCAGGACGGCGAGAGCAUCACAUUAGUACAUAAACUGGAGAGCAAUGAGAACCUGAGGCUCACCCUGGACUCCAUGCAGAUGCCGACCGUGGAGUACAAGGAGAUCAACAUAGAGGACUACACCCUGUCGAUGCAGAUCCUAAAACCCGCCGGCUUUGUGGACACAGCUUACUACCCGCUGCUUCUGCUCGUCGACGGGAGCCCCGGGGGUCAGACGGUGGCGGAGCGGUUCCACGUGGACUGGGCCACGGCGCUGGUCAGCAGCUUCGGCGCCGUGGUGGCGCGCUGCGACGGGCGCGGCGCCGGCUUCCAGGGCACCAACCUGCUGCAGCGGGUCCAGAAGCGCCUGGGGCAGGACGAGGAACAGGACCAGAGGAAAGCCCUCGAGUUUCUCAUGAAAGAAACCUACAUCGAUAAGACCCGGGUUGGAGCUUUUGGGAAGGUGUAUGGCGGCUAUGUGACCAGCCUGCUGGUCAGUGGCAACGAAUCCCCGGUGAAGUGCGGCGCCGUCCUCUCCCCCAUCACCGACUUUGAGCUCUACGCGUCGGCGUUCUCGGAGCGAUACCUGGGGCUUCCGAAACCCGAUCCGAGGGCCUACACCACGGCAAAUCUAGCACACAGAGCGUCUCAGUUCAUGGACAAGAAGUUCCUCAUUAUUCACCCAACAGCUGACGAAAAGGUCCAUUUCCAACACACAGCAAAGUUCAUCGCCCAGCUCAUCAACGAGAAGGCCAACUACACCUUACAGAUCUACCCCGACGAAGGCCACUUCAUCCACAGCGCGGCCACCAGGCAGCACCUCAGCCAGUCCCUGGUGAACUUCUUCGAGGAGUGCUUCAGGCUACCGGAGCAGGUGUUCGAGGAGGCCCUGGAGGAGGAGAGUGAAGACGAGGGUUAGCAGGGGGGGGGGGGCCUCCUGGGCCCCACCGACCCGUCCUCCAUCACACACACUGACACGCGGCGGUACAAAAGACGCGCAACUCCUCCCGUCUGUGUUUUUGCUCAACUUGCAUUUCGUCCGCAUGCCGUCCCUGAGACUGCCUUUCCAGCAGACCCACCUCCAUCUUCACCACCCCCCCCCCCCCCCCCCCCCCCCAAGUUCAGAGGCCAGUGACCCUCUGCAGCCGGGCGGACCGGCUCCUUGAAAGCAGCUUUCCACACAAACGUCGAACUCGUGACGACGCAGGAGAUGUUACUAUUUUUAAAGUUCUGAAGAGCCUUCAUGUUGGAUUGUGGUUGUGUCGGUUGUUGCGUGUGCGUAAAAAGCAGAAAUACACGCUGAAAUUAUGGAUCUUUUUCUUUUGCCGCCGCCCCCCCCCCCCCCCUCGAUGUUCAUCUCGUAGCCUCGACUCGUGUGUAUCAGUGACGCAGAUGGAAUUCACUUGCCUACGGUUUUAUUGUGACGCUCGUUUCAUCAAGUGUUUUAGUCACUGUGCCUUACUUUGUCAGAAGGAAAUCCUGCAGCUGCAAACAGACAAGAAGAAGAAGAAUGGGGACAAAAACAGGAACAUUUACUGGUUCUGACCUGGACUGUACAGGAGCAAUCAGUUGUUUUUAAGCUCAGUGUUGUCAUCUAACUCAAAGCAAGAAAGCACAUUCCCUAAAAUGGCAGCAAUUAUUGUAAACAUAUGGCUUGAAAGUUUUUGUUUUUUUUACUCUAUUUGGGUAGCUGAAGGGAGUUUCACAAAUAAGCUAACUGCAUGCUUUAUGUUUAAGAACAGUCCACCAGGUGGAGGAAACUGAAGAGUGUUUUUAAUAAAUCACUAAACACAUGAUUCAAGGCAGGAGCCAUUAGAAGUGUUACACCCUGCAAAGUUAUGCAUUUACGUUUCAUCUCCUUUUACUGAUUUGAAUGAGUUUCAGUGCAUGUUCACGCGUUCCUGAUAGCUCAGCGCCACUUUGACAUCUUGAAUGUUCCCCACUGGACUGCAUUUAAUGACAUAUACAUAUUGUGAUUGAGAUCCAUGUCUCGUCAGCUUGAUGUGUAAAUGUUAUUCAAAUAUCAUUUUAUUCUAAAUAGAAAAAAAAUUAAUGUCGAGUGUUAUUUGUGCAUAAAGCAUUUUGGAAGUUA